AUGAGUUUUAGACUUAAAACACCCAUUGUGGGUUGUACGCUUGCUGGAAUAGCGCUAGUUUCCUAUAUCGCAUACAAAUAUUACAACAAAUCCAAAAAAAGACGUCUGUUCAAAAGGCUUAAAUUAUUAUAUACGGAUGAUCACGAAUUAUACGGGAAAGAUGAUGAUUUUUGUAGUGAAAACGAAAUAAGUGACGACUAUACCUACGGUCAAUCGUCCAUAAUUGACGAAUUCAUAGUUAUAGACAAUAUAGGUUCAUAUGAUCGUAAAGGAGGAAAAUAUGAAGAGUCAAAUAAUGGUUCUGAGCUCGCAAGUUUGGAAUCUGGCGAACUGAUCGAAGAUAUAGGUGGAAGUCGGACUAGAAAAAAUUACUCUAUGAAAUCACGUUCUACACAGAUAAACAAAAGUUUUGAUCCGGACAUUAGUCCGAGAUCAUCUUUUAGAGCCUCAAGGAGAAAGUCAACUGAAUCCAGCUAUGCAAUACCGCAAGAAGAUACGGAAGGAUGGCUUGUUAUCGAUGGACAUGGUUCUGUUGAGGAAGCUACCACAGAUUAUUCUCAUAUAGAUUCAUCGCAACCAAAUGGAAUCAAUAAUUCUUCAGAGAAGCUGGUACACGAAAAGGAAACAUGCAAUCAUACCCCUUUGAUUCCGGGGUCUCAAACAGUAUACUUUCGCGGAUUUGGUUGUGCCCAUAACAGUUCUGAUUCAGAGUAUAUGAUGGGAAUCUUGUCAGAAUAUGGAUAUAACAUAACAGAUGACAUGAGCAAGGCUCAGGUGGCUGUAAUUAACAGUUGUACCGUUAAAGGUCCUAGUCAGGAUGCUAUGGCAACAGAAAUAAGAAAGGCAAAGGACCUGAAAAUUCCUAUUGUCGUUGGUGGUUGUGUACCACAAGCGGACAAGAAUCUUACGCCUCUGAAAGAUCCUUCGGUAUCUCUCUUGGGGACAUCACAAAUUGAUCGAAUUGUGGAGGUUGUUGAACAUGCUCUACAAGGACGGAAGCUAGUAUUGCUAGAAAGAAAAACGUUGCCAUCUUUAGAACUUCCAAAAAUUCGUCAGAAUGAACUUAUUGAGAUUAUUCCGCUUUCAACUGGAUGCCUUGGUUCUUGCACAUUUUGUAAGACGAAACAAGCUAGAGGAGUUCUUGGAAGCUACACGCUUGAAUCUAUAUUGGAUCGUGUAGAAUCUGCGGUCUCUCAAAAGGUUUCCCAAAUUUGGUUAACUUCUGAAGAUACUGGGGCAUAUGGAAUUGACAUCGGGAUUGAUAUUGUAGUUUUACUGAAAUCGAUACUCCCGCUUCUUCCCCCAGAUGUUAUGUUGCGUUUGGGUAUGUCAAAUCCUCCUUAUAUUAAACGGCAUAUCGAAGAGAUAGCAAAGAUAUUAAAGCACAAAAAUGUUUUUGAGUUCAUUCAUAUACCAGUACAAUCUGGAAGUGAUCGUGUUCUUGAUGCCAUGAAUCGCGAAUAUCAUAUUGAUGAAUUUUUAUUUCUUGUUGACAAGAUUCGUGAAUCGGUUCCAGAUUGUUCAUUAGCUACAGAUAUUAUCUGUGGAUUUCCGACUGAGACAGAUGAGGAGCAUCUGGAAACAAUACAACUAUUGAAAGAUUUAAAACUGCCUAUUGUUAACAUAUCACAAUUCUACCCAAGGCCCGGUACUCCCGCUGCUAAAAUGAAGGCUCACCCUAACAAGGUAGCAAAAUCGCGCACAAGAGAGGUUACCGAGGUCUUUCUUUCCUACGAGUGUAACAGUCACUACUUGGGAAAAACGUUACCUGUGUGGUUUUCUCAAACUGACGUUAAGAGAAACCACACAAUAGGACACACUAAGAACUAUAUAAAAGUUGUUGUCGACAAAGACGAUAGUCUUUUGGGAAAAAGAAGAGACGUUUUAGUGCAGCAUGCAACAAAGUGGCACCUCACAGGUAUCGUCACUUAA
Theileria equi strain WA is the source of this 1932-nucleotide messenger RNA. RefSeq names its product RNA modification enzyme, MiaB family domain-containing protein. Gene Ontology annotation, molecular function: 4 iron, 4 sulfur cluster binding; tRNA (N(6)-L-threonylcarbamoyladenosine(37)-C(2))-methylthiotransferase activity. The record is from RefSeq and is a predicted model, not a curated record. Gene Ontology annotation, cellular component: endoplasmic reticulum. Lineage: Eukaryota; Apicomplexa; Aconoidasida; Piroplasmida; Theileriidae. Gene Ontology annotation, biological process: tRNA methylthiolation. The transcript is spliced from 3 exons. Bases 1 to 1932 code for a protein of 643 amino acids.